Brienomyrus brachyistius is the source of this 992-nucleotide messenger RNA. RefSeq names its product apolipoprotein L3-like. Gene Ontology annotation, molecular function: lipid binding. Bases 1 to 918 code for a protein of 305 amino acids. Gene Ontology annotation, biological process: lipoprotein metabolic process; lipid transport. The transcript has 4 exons. NCBI's taxonomy places the organism in Eukaryota, Metazoa, Chordata, Actinopteri, Osteoglossiformes, Mormyridae. The record is from RefSeq and is a predicted model, not a curated record. Gene Ontology annotation, cellular component: extracellular region; membrane.
AUGCAAAAUAUCCAAAUACAUUGUUCAGAGAUUAAUUACCAGGUUAAAGGCUAUGAUGAGUGGGUGUAUGAGGGAUUUGCAGAAGAGGAAUCAAAUAAGUUAGACAAUCAGAUAGAAAAUGGCAUUUCCUUAUUCCUAAGCUUAUUUGAAUCCUCAAUUGGUAUCUUAGAACAGAAAGGCAAAGAUCUGAGAGCAGUUGCAGAUGGUCUGGAGCGUGUGCACUAUCGUACCACCAUGGGCAGCUUGACAGGAGGGGUGGUGAGUGCAAUCGGAGGGGUCGCCUCUCUGGUUGGAUUAGCCCUGGCCCCUGUCACCAUGGGAGCUUCUCUGGCUGUGACAGAGGUGGGAGUCAUCACAGCGCUUUCUGGAGGGUUGACCAGUGGUGUUUCCAACAUCACCAACAUGGUGAAUGAAUCAAUGGAUCGCAAGAACAUUGAACAGAUUAUACAGGACUUCACCAUUUGGAUCGAGCCCAUCAGUAGAUGCCUGACAGACCUCAACAACAACAUAAAGAUUCUAAGAUCUCUCAAGAAAAAGAUUGAGAAGGAGCCCCCCCAGAGAGACGCUAAUAUUCAGCGGGUUGGAUGUCGGCUGGGCAUGGGCUUGGGGGUGAGUCUGGUACCUGAAGCAGUUCAGAUGGUUCAAGCAGCCAACUUGGGCAGGGUGACUGUCAAAGCACAUAAAGCCGGGCAGGUGGCAGGAGUACUUACCGGGGCGUUCUCUGACCUCCUCGUUGCUCUGGAUUUGUACUUCAUCGCCCAGGAUGCCAAAGAGAUCCAGAACAUAAAUAGAGCUAACAAAGAGUCUGCUGCAGUGAAGUUCAUAGCAGAGGUCAGAGAGACAGCCAAGCGGUUAGAGGAUGGUCUGGAUGAGCUGAGGGAAAUCACUAAGGCGCUUCGUGAAGGAGACACACACUGAGCUCAUUAAUCCACUCAAUGUCCGCUUUUUUUAUUCAUUACGUUAAUGAACAAAGUUAACAGGAGAAAGGGAAA